AUGGCGCCUCUUCCCAUCAAGUUUACAGAGCUGGUCAAUUUGACCUCUGUCGGUAUUGCGCCGACUUCAAUUGGCUUCACUUCAUGUACACUAGAAUCCGAUCACUACGUCUGUGUCCGCCAAAAGCUUGACGAAGACGACAAGCCCCAAGUUAUCAUUAUCGACCUCAAGAACAACAAUGAAGUUCUACGGCGCCCCAUUAACGCCGACAGUGCCAUCAUGCACUGGAACAAGAACAUUAUUGCCCUGAAGGCGCAGGGUCGCACCGUCCAGAUCUUCGAUCUCGGAGCGAAGCAAAAGAUCAAGUCGGCGGUUAUGAACGAAGAUAUUGUCUACUGGAAGUGGUUCAGCGAAACAUCUCUGGGUAUGGUCACAGACUCAGCCGUUUACCACUGGGAUGUGUAUGAUGCCACACAACAGAAUCCAGUGAAGAUGUUCGACCGACUUCCUAAUCUUUCGGGAUGCCAAAUUAUCAACUACCGUGUCAACGCCGAGGCAAAGUGGAUGGUUGUGGUUGGUAUCAGCCAGCAGCAGGGCCGGGUCGUUGGAUCUAUGCAGCUCUUCUCGAAGGAGCGCGGAAUCUCGCAAUUUAUCGAAGGUCACGCCGCCUCGUUCGCCAACAUCAAUGUCGAGGGCUCUCCUCUCCCCCACAGCCUGUUCACUUUCGCCGUGCGUACCCAGACCGGCGCCAAGCUCCAGAUUGCCGAGAUCGACCACCAAGAACCCAACCCCCGAUUCCAGAAGAAGGCCGUGGAGGUCUACUUCCCACAGGAGGCGGUUAACGAUUUCCCCGUCGCGAUGCAGGUGUCUAGCAAGUACGACGUGGUCUACCUUGUCACGAAAUACGGUUUCAUCCACCUUUACGACCUCGAGACCGGAACUUGCAUCUUCAUGAACCGCAUCUCCAGCGAGACUAUCUUCACCACUGCUCCGGAUGGCGAAGGUGCCGGUCUGGUCGGUGUGAACCGCAAGGGUCAGGUUUUGUCUGUCAGCGUGGACGAAUCCAACAUCGUUCAGUACCUGAUGGAGAACCCCGCUAUGUCUGGUCUUGCGGUGAAACUCGCCUCGAAGGCAGGCCUUCCUGGUGCGGACCACUUGUACCAGCAGCAAUUCGACACUCUUAUGGCUGCCCAGGACUACACCGAAGCUGCCAAGAUCGCUGCUAACUCCCCCGCGGCUUCCUCCUACUUUGGCAUGCUACUGGACAAGGGCUCGCUCAACAGAUACGAGAGUGUGGAGCUUGUUAGACCUGUCUUGCAACAGAACCGCAAGCAUCUGCUCGAGAAGUGGAUGUCGGAGAAGAAGCUCGAGGGCUCGGAGGAGCUCGGUGACAUUAUUCGUCCGUACGAUAUGUCCCUCGCUCUGACCGUCUACCUUCAGGCCAACGUCCCUAACAAGGUCGUUGCUGGAUUCGCCGAGACUGGUCAAUUCGACAAGAUUCUUGCCUACUCGAAGCAAGUUGGAUUCCAGCCAGACUACACCCAGCUUCUUCAGCACAUCGUCAGGGUCAACCCGGAGAAGGGUGCUGAAUUUGCUACUCAACUCGCCAACGAGGAGAGUGGUGCUUUGGUUGACCUCGAUCGGGUUGUCGAUGUUUUCUUGUCCCAGAACAUGAUCCAGCAGGCCACCUCAUUCCUGCUUGAUGCCCUGAAGGAUAAUAAGCCCGAACACGGUAAUCUUCAGACUCGUCUCUUGGAGAUGAACCUGAUCAACGCCCCGCAGGUGGCAGAUGCCAUUCUUGGCAAUGAGAUCUUCACUCACUUCGACCGCCCUCGCAUCGCUCAACUUUGCGAGAACGCUGGCCUUAUCCAGCGUGCCCUCGAAAACUCAGAGGACCCCGCUUUCAUCAAGCGUAACAUUGUCCGCACCGACAAGCUGAGCCCCGAGUGGCUGAUGGCUUUCUUCGGCCGUCUCUCCGUGGAGCAGACUCUGGACUGCUUGGACACCAUGUUGGAGUCGAACAUCCGCCAGAACCUGCAGUCCGUCGUUCAGACCGCCACCAAGUUCUCCGAUCUUCUUGGCUCCAACCGUCUGAUCGAUCUCCUCGAGAAGUACCGUACCGCCGAGGGUCUCUACUACUACUUGGGAAGCAUUGUCAACCUGAGCGAAGACCCCGAGGUGCACUUCAAGUACAUCGAGGCUGCCACUGCCAUGAACCAGGUGACCGAGGUCGAGCGUAUUUGUCGCGAGAGCAACUACUACAACCCCGAGAAGGUUAAGAACUUCUUGAAGGAGGCCAAACUGACCGAGCAACUUCCUCUGAUCAUCGUCUGCGACCGUUUCAACUUCAUCCACGACCUUGUUCUCUACCUCUACCAGAGCCAGCAGUUCAAGUCUAUUGAGGUGUACGUCCAGCGUGUCAACCCUGCUCGUGCUCCCGCCGUUGUCGGUGGCUUGCUGGAUGUUGACUGCGAGGAGAGCAUUAUCAAGAACUUGCUCUCCACCGUUGACCCAUCUGUGAUCCCCAUCGAUGAGCUUGUGUCGGAGGUCGAAAGCCGCAACCGUCUCAAGCUGUUGCUGCCUUUCCUUGAGGCCACUCUUGCGACUGGCAACCAGCAGCAGGCUGUUUACAAUGCCCUUGCCAAGAUCUACAUUGACAGCAACAACGACCCUGAGAAGUUCCUCAAGGAGAAUGACAUGUAUGACACACUCACCGUCGGAAAGUACUGCGAGAAGCGCGAUCCCAACCUGGCCUACAUCGCCUACCGCAAGGGUCAAAAUGAUCUGGAGCUCAUCAGCAUCACCAACGAGAACUCCAUGUACCGUGCUCAGGCUCGCUACCUUGUCGAGCGUGCCGACCCCGAGAUCUGGACCUUUGUCCUGAGCGAGAACAAUGAGGGCCGCCGUUCCCUCGUUGAUCAGGUCAUUGCCACCGCAGUCCCCGAAUCCACCGAGCCCGAGAAGGUGUCCGUGGCUGUCAAGUCCUUCCUUGAGGCUGAUCUGCCCGGUGAGCUGAUUGAGCUGCUCGAGAAGAUCAUCUUGGAGCCCUCGCCUUUCAGCGACAACACCAGCUUGCAGAACCUUCUGAUGUUGACUGCCGCUAAGGCCGACAAGGCUCGCCUUAUGGAUUACAUCCACCAGCUUAAUGACUUCUCCGCUGACGAAAUUGCCGAGAUGUGUAUCGGCGUUGGUCUUCACGAGGAAGCCUUUGAGGUCUACAAGAAGGUCAACAACCAGCUCGCUGCCGUGAACGUCCUCGUGGAGAACAUUGUCAGCAUUGACCGUGCUCAAGAGUUCGCUGAGCGUGUUGAGCUGUCCGAGGUCUGGAGCAAGGUUGCCAAGGCCCAACUUGAUGGUCUGCGUGUGACCGACUCUAUCGAGUCGUACAUCCGUGCUGAGGAUCCUUCCAACUACAACGAGGUGAUUGAAACUGCCACUCACGCCGGCAAGGAUGAGGAUCUCGUCAAGUUCCUCCGCAUGGCCCGCAAGACUCUGCGCGAGCCCUCCAUCGAUACCGGUCUUGCCUUCUGCUUCGCCCGUCUUGACCAGCUCGCCGAGCUCGAGGACUUCCUCCGCUCAACCAACGUCGCUGACAUUGAGGCAUCUGGUGACAAGGCCUACGCUGAAGGCUACCACCACGCCGCCAAGAUCUUCUUCACCCAGAUCUCCAACUGGGCCAAGUUGGCCACCACCUUGGUGCACCUGGAAGACUACCAGGCUGCCGUUGAGUGCGCCCGCAAGGCCAACAGCGUCAAGGUCUGGAAGCAGGUCAACGAGGCCUGCGUCAACAAGAAGGAAUUCCGCCUUGCCCAAAUCUGUGGUCUUAACCUCAUUGUCCACGCCGAGGAGCUGCAGAGCCUUGUCCGCCAGUACGAGCGCAACGGCUACUUCGACGAGCUGAUCGCCGUCUUGGAGGCUGGUCUCGGUCUCGAGCGCGCUCACAUGGGUAUGUUCACCGAGCUUGGUAUUGCCCUCUCCAAGUACCACCCAGACCGUGUGAUGGAGCACCUGAAGCUCUUCUGGUCUCGCAUCAACAUCCCCAAGAUGAUCCGCGCCUCCGAGGAAGCCAACCUCUGGCCCGAGCUGGUUUUCUUGUACUGCCACUACGACGAGUGGGACAACGCCGCCCUUGCCAUGAUGGAGCGUGCUGCCGAUGCCUGGGAGCACCACUCUUUCAAGGACAUCAUUGUCAAGGUUGCCAACUUGGAGAUCUACUACCGCUCCCUCAACUUCUACCUCCAGGAGCAGCCCCUCCUGCUCACCGACUUGCUCCAGGUUUUGACUCCUCGCAUUGACGUCAACCGUGUUGUGCGCAUCUUCCAGAGCUCUGAUAACAUCCCCUUGAUCAAGCCCUUCCUGCUCAAUGUUCAAUCCCAGAACAAGCGUGCUGUCAACGAUGCCAUCAACGAGAUUCUGAUCGAGGAGGAGGACUACAAGCUGCUCAAGGACUCUGUGGACCAGAAUGACAACUUCGACGCUGUGGAGCUCGCCCAGCGUCUCGAGAAGCACGAUCUCAUCUUCUUCCGCCAGAUCGCUGCCAACAUCUACCGCAACAACAAGCGCUGGGAGAAGUCCAUCGCCCUCUCCAAGCAGGACAAGCUCUACAAGGAUGCCAUUGAGACUUCCGCCAUCUCCACCAAGUCGGAGGUUGUGGAGGACCUUCUUCGCUACUUUGUCGACAUUGGCAGCCGUGAGUGCUACGUGGGCAUGCUCUACGCCUGCUACGACUUGAUCCGUCCGGACGUCAUCAUGGAAAUUUCAUGGCGCAAGGGUCUGCACGAUUUCACCAUGCCCUUCAUGAUCAACUUCCUCUGCGAGCAGACUCGGUCAAUUGAGCUCCUCAAGAAGGACAACGAGGAACGCAAGAACCGCGAGAAGCAGACGCGCACCGAAGAAGACAACACCCCGAUCCUGCAAGGCUCGCGGUUGAUGCUGACCCAAGGCCCGCAGCCCGGCGGCGGUAUCACCCCCAGGCCACUGGGUAUCGUGGAUUUUAGAGUGAAUCGCGCGCUCUCUGAUUACGUUUCCUACUUGCAUAUGUAA
Molecule: messenger RNA, 4983 nt
Organism: Penicillium brevicompactum
Lineage: Eukaryota; Fungi; Ascomycota; Eurotiomycetes; Eurotiales; Aspergillaceae
Exons: 7
Coding region: 1-4983 (1660 amino acids)
Biological process (GO): Golgi to endosome transport; receptor-mediated endocytosis; intracellular protein transport
Cellular component (GO): actin cortical patch; clathrin coat of trans-Golgi network vesicle; clathrin coat of coated pit
Molecular function (GO): structural molecule activity; clathrin light chain binding
Source: RefSeq, a predicted model, not a curated record